CAAACAUCUUCCAAAAAUCCAAUUGCAAAUAUUUAAAAAUGGAAAAGGAAAAUAUAGAUAUAUAUAUAUAUUCUUGCUAUUCUCAUCAUGUCAAUAAAAUUACAUUCCAGAUAAGAUAAGCACCUACAAAAUAAUGACAUGUAUUUAACCCCAUAUAAUGAUAUAUAUUCAACCCUAUAUGUCUAUGAAGAUCUCAUUAGUGAUUAAGAUAAAAAUUCAUUGAGUGAUUAACUCAACUCACUAUGACUUUUCUCUCAAUAACAAGAUGGGGGCAUUUGGAGGGAGCCAACCAUCUCCUUUGAUAGUACAAAAAUGAUAUGCCAACCAUGUAUAUAGUACACAAUUAAUAUUCUCAACAUCAUACUUUUCUUUGCCUAUAAAAUGCCUCGUUACCCUAGCUUCUCAUAAAACACAUUGAUGUACCACAAGUGAGAGAGAAACAUCAUAUAAUAAUACUCUCUUCUUCUUCUUCUUCUUCUUCUGCAUCUUCUUCUCUUCCCCUAUCUUUUGACAUUUUCUUCUUCUUCUUCUUCUUCUUCUUAAAAAGAUGUCAAGAUCAGGGACAGAACCACUAAGUGUUGGAAGAGUAGUGAGUGAUGUUGUGGACAGUUUUGUCCCAAGUGUAAAAAUGACUGUCUUUUACAACAACAAACAAGUUGUUAAUGGUCAUGAGUUCACUCCUUCCCUUAUUAUGUCAAAACCUAGAGUUGAAAUUGGUGGAGAAGAUAUGAGAACAUCUUAUACACUCAUAAUGACAGAUCCAGAUGCCCCAAAUCCUAGUGAUCCGUACUUAAAAGAACACCUUUAUUGGAUGGUCACAGACAUUCCUGGUACAACUGAUGCAUCUUUUGGAAAGGAAAUUGUGAGUUAUGAAGCUCCAAAACCAAUGGUGGGAAUUCACAGAUUUGUAUUUAUAUUAUUUAAGCAGAAUGGAGGAAGACAAACAGUGAGGGCUCCAACCAUAAGAGACUAUUUCAGUACAAAAGUGUUCUCUCAAGACAAUAAUCUUGACCAACCAGUUGCUGCAGUAUACAUCAACGCACAGAAAAAACCUGCGGCUAGAAGAAGGUCAUAAAUAAUAAAUCAAAUUAUUCAUUUUUACUAAAUGAAUAAUUUUUUUUAAUCUCCAACUCAAGAACAACAAAGACAAUAAUCUCUUCUUCUUCUUCUUCUUCCUUUUUAUCUUUUUUUUGGGUCAAUGUCAUGGUCUAUUAUGUUAAACAAAACAAGUGUCUGCAGUCGAAAAAUAAUAAAUAUUUUGUCUUUUUUUGUUUUUGUUUAUUUACUGGUUUUAUUUAUGAUUUGGCAUUUGGGUCUCUUGUUGUAAUAGAACUACCUUAAACAGGUUUAGUUUGUUUGUCUCCUUCUUUCAUGUUGGAUAUAUGGUGUUUUUAUCUAA
Molecule: messenger RNA, 1399 nt
Organism: Cannabis sativa
Lineage: Eukaryota; Viridiplantae; Streptophyta; Magnoliopsida; Rosales; Cannabaceae
Product: CEN-like protein 1
Exons: 4
Coding region: 548-1075 (175 amino acids)
Biological process (GO): vegetative to reproductive phase transition of meristem; flower development
Source: RefSeq, a predicted model, not a curated record